Messenger RNA from Cynoglossus semilaevis (tongue sole), 2378 nucleotides. RefSeq names its product secretory carrier-associated membrane protein 2-like. Gene Ontology annotation, cellular component: recycling endosome membrane; trans-Golgi network membrane. The record is from RefSeq and is a predicted model, not a curated record. The coding region runs from base 143 to 1144 and encodes 333 amino acids. Gene Ontology annotation, biological process: protein transport. The transcript has 9 exons. Lineage: Eukaryota; Metazoa; Chordata; Actinopteri; Pleuronectiformes; Cynoglossidae.
CUUUUCAGUAGCGCAUGCGCAUUGUUGCAAUGUCACAGCAGCAACGCCGGGAGUGAGACCGAGGAGGAGCCGCCAACGCCACGGAGACCGCAGUCUUCUCUCGUUGUUAAGGUUCUUUUGCUGCGUAUGAUUUUGAUCAAUAAUGUCGGAAUUCGACAGCAAUCCAUUCGCCGAUCCCGUGGACGUCAACCCCUUUCAGGAUGCUUCGGUCACACAAGCUACCGCUCGGGCCCAUCCCGUUAGUGGAGAAUACAACCCAUUCUCUUCUACUGAAAUGGGAUCUCACUCUGGUACAACCAUUCCUAUAUCUGAAGUCUCCUCACAACCAGCUAUACUACAAACCUCAGUUGAGCACAGUGCAAAAAAUACUGCAUCUGUUGCCCAGGCUGACCUGAUCAAACAGCAGGAAGAACUGGAGAGAAAAGCAGCUGAGUUGGACCGAAAGGAAAAGGAGCUGCAGAAUAGGAGCACAGGCAGAACCAACACUGGAGCCAACGAGAACAAUUGGCCGCCUCUGCCCAGUUUCUUCCCUGUGAAGCCCUGCUUUGAUCAGAACUUUGAGGAGGACAUACCAGAGGAGUAUCGAAGGAUCUGCAAGAGGAUGUACUACCUCUGGAUGUUCCACAGUGCCACUCUCUUCCUGAACCUGCUGGCCUGUCUGGCUUAUUUCACGGUAGACAAUCAGUACGGUGUAGACUUUGGUCUGUCCAUCCUCUGGUUCAUCCUCUUCACUCCUGUGGCGUUUGUCUGCUGGUACAGACCUGUCUACAAAGCCUUCAGGUCUGACAGCUCCUUCAGUUUCUUUUUCUUCUUCUUUGUCUUCUUUUUUCAAGUGGCUGUGUACAUCAUUCAAACCGUCGGGAUCCCCAGGUGGGGAAACAGUGGAUGGAUCACAGCAAUCAGCAUGAUUCGUGUAAAUUUGGCUGUGGCCGUGGUCAUGAUGGUCGUCGCUGGCUUUUUCACUGUAAACGCUGUCCUGGCAGUCAUUCUACUGAAAAUGGUCCAUGCGAAUUACAGAAGGUCGGCAAGCGUUUCCAGGGCCCUGCAGGAAUUCUCCAGUGGUGUCCUGACCAAUAGAACCGUCCAGACUGCUGCAACCGCAGCUGCCACCUCUGCUGCUCAGGGAAGCUUUGGCAGGAGUUAGGGAAACUAACCUAUCUAAACUAUCAGUUUUCCUCAGGGUUGUCUCCUCUUUCUGAAUGUCACUACAGGAAUGUGAGAAACAGGCCACAGCCCCACAUUCUCCAGUGAGAUUAUGGAUCAAGAUUAGUUCACAUAAUGGAAAUUAGUCUUUUUCUCCUCCAAGAUUUGUAAUGCGUUGAUAUAAUUUAAAGACAGCUUGGGGAACAGUAAAGCCAUAAAAUACUAUUGUUUUCUGGAAAAUGUAGGAAUUCAAAAAGUGAAGGCAGAUUAAAGACAAUAUAAUAUGAAAUAAAAGUAAUAUACGGCACAUUGAUACUACUAUCAAAUCAAUACAAUAUAUAAAUCAAGUACAAAAUACACCAUGGAGUUGGGGUAGAAGUACAAUUAUUUGAACCCAGUUCCACGUAACAGUAGUUAACACUAUCAGUUACAGAAGAAAAACAAAAAAAAGGCUUAGAAUAAACAAUGUAUGUGAGGUUCAGGUUGUUAAUAUAGUGAUAAGACAUGAGAAUGUUUGAAUAUCAUUAAACGAAACAUGGUCUUCAUACAGUACAGUAUGUGUACAUACACAGGCUAAACAGUCUGUUACCACUGUCCUAUUUAACAACAGGUUUUCUUUGCUUACUCCUAACUGGAUGAUUUUAAAAUGAAAACAUGUUACACUGCUGGUAAAUAUGGAAUUUUAUAUUUUCAUAAGAUCAAUGAAGGUGAUGGGAUGAAGGGGGGGGGGGUUCAGCUAACUAAAGUUAGACUACAGUUCUGCACAGCAUAAAUGAAGUAGUAGUUCUUUAACUGAAGGUAGAAACAUUGUAGUUCAUGUAAAUGGAAGAGAGGGGGAAGGUAAAGUCACAGCAUGAAGGUAGGAUUAAUUACUCCAAGAAGCACGUUUAUGCAUAAUAUGUGUAUUUAGACUUUGUAGUAUUUAGCUGCUAACCGUAGGUGGCAUGUUACAAAACAGUCACAUGCAGGUCGUGUCUGUUAACCUUUUUGUUUAAUUAUAACCUCAGAGCCUGGACACAAAUGUUACCCACCAUUUUUGUGGGAAGCCUAGUUGGCAUCUUGUUGAUUACUAGUGUUUUAUCUGCCUCUUUUCUAUGGUAAUGUUUUUGCUGGAUGUGUAAUAUUAAGGAUUGUUGUAAAUACUGGUGUCUUAUUUAAGUCUAAUUUACAAAUAUGGUAUAUGGAAAAUACUUUCAUUCUGUACCUGGAAUUAAAAAAAAAACUUUCUUUUGAAA